AUGUACGAGGUGAAUCAAGGCCGUCUUCAAAUCCUUCCCGACUCAGCCCUCUCAUUUACAGAAGCCACCGGAUCCCUUGUCGCCGCGAACCCUUCUCGACCCUCCCAGUCAUGCCAGUUAUCCGCCGACCGCGUGCGCUUUGAUGUUCCUCUAGAACCUGUUCAACGACACACAACCGACACAGCUUUUGCAGAAAUGUCCCGGCGAAGCUCGGAUGCGCCUAGACGAAACCUCUCGUAUGCCCAGCGACCCGUAGCCGAAAUCUACUACCAUUCCCGAGCUGCCACCCAGAAAAAAUACCGGCGACGAGCAACGACCAUUCUAGAGUACUGCGAUGAGAAUCCUCAUUCGCUUCCACAACUACCGUUUACGUGGCACCAUGGCUGGAAGCGCUGGAAGCUCUUCAUCUUUGCCCUUCUAGUCUUUGUCGAUUCAUCGGUCAUUCCAAUCACUCUUUAUUACGGCAUGCGCUACGCUGGCGAAGUCGAGGGAUGGAUCAUCUUUGCAAUUGUGGCCACCAUUUGGGGCGGUCCUACUUAUCUCGAGUUCGCCAUCCGUACGCUCCGAUUGAUGAAAGUUGAUAGAUUCUACCGACCUCUCGGAACGAAUUAUCGGUGGUGCUUUGACAUGCUGACCUGGGUAUCGGUCCUCACCAUCACUGUUGUCACUGCCCUCUUUACUGUCGGAAGUGCUCCUCACAAUGUCUGGUUGCGAGUGUUGUGCAUGCCUGCUCCAGCGAUUCUCUACUGUCUUGGUGGCGUUCUGUUUCUCAUCACCUUGUAUAGUUACAUGGGCUGGGCAGCACCAUUUCGAAUUAGCUCAACGGCCCGAGGAGAAAAGGUACUGCCCGGUGUGUACUAUUUUAUCGAGGAUAUUGUGGCCGUCAAUGCCGGUGGUGGCCGCCCAUACCGAGAAGCUUUGGUUGCCCGUUACAAAGCUAGCCCUCGCUUCCGACGAAUGAUUUACAUGCAAUCCUGGUUCUGGUCCAUCCCAGCCCUGAAUCUCGCCAUUCCCUUGACCAUCAUCUCAGUCAUUCCUCAAGUACCUGCAACGGUUGCAUACGGCGUCGCUUGGAUAGUCCCCUUCCUAUGGGCCACCAUCUGGGGCAUUAUCACCAUUCAGUGGUGUAAGAGGGAUAUAGCUCGAGAAAGGCGAGAGUGGGAGGCAGCCAUUUAG
Fusarium oxysporum Fo47 is the source of this 1176-nucleotide messenger RNA. RefSeq lists its product as uncharacterized. The record is from RefSeq and is a predicted model, not a curated record. The coding region runs from base 1 to 1176 and encodes 391 amino acids. The transcript has 2 exons. NCBI's taxonomy places the organism in Eukaryota, Fungi, Ascomycota, Sordariomycetes, Hypocreales, Nectriaceae.